Morone saxatilis (striped sea-bass) is the source of this 2879-nucleotide messenger RNA. RefSeq names its product patched domain-containing protein 3-like. Gene Ontology annotation, cellular component: membrane. The record is from RefSeq and is a predicted model, not a curated record. Lineage: Eukaryota; Metazoa; Chordata; Actinopteri; Moronidae. Bases 17 to 2575 code for a protein of 852 amino acids. The transcript has 4 exons.
UCAUGCCAUUCUGAAGAUGGCCUGCAGACGCACAGACUGCCUCGCAAAGCCUCUGUCAGGCUUUUUUGAGAAGCUUGGAUCACUUGUAGGCUCCUAUCCUUGUUAUUUCUUUGUAGUUCCUCUGAUACUCUCAGCGGCACUUGGCGGAGGCUUCACUUUUCUCAAAGACAGGGAGGACAAUGACUUUGAGCGGCAAUUCACACCCAGGAAAGGACCCUCGAAGGCAACAAGAGCAUUUGUCAAGGAAAACUUCCCCUACAAUGACUCCAUGUUUUCAGAAGACAGGUUGUACAACAAUGACUACUUUGCAUCCAUCAUUGCCGUCUCAACUAACAACUCGAAUAUAUUAGCAAAUCCUGCCUUUGAGGACAUCAUCAGACUCAACAAUAAGAUCCUUAAUAUCACUGUGUACAAUGGGACACUAGGUUUCAGUGAGUUGUGUGCAAGAGACAAUGGAGAAUGUGUCUCAAACACCAUCCUGGAUAUCGUCCGCUCUAAUAAAACCGAUCAAACCGGCAUCAUCUUCCCUGUGUGUACAUACAGAUCCAGCUCAGUGUUUCUGGGUUCUGUGCUAGGCAAAGUUAUCACAGAUGCCAACAGCUCAGUCAUAAGUGCUCAGGCUGUAAAACUCUUCUACUACUUAGAUAGCAAGGAGAGCACAACUAACGCCUCAAAAUUAUGGCUGAGAAAAUUUAAAAAAGUCCUAUCAGAAGAGACGGACAAAAAACACAUUGACGUGUCUUACUACACCUCCAAAUCCAAGCAGGAGGAGAUUGACAGUCACAUCACAGAUGGCUUCCCUUUAUUCCUCAUUACUUAUGCCUUAGCUAUCACCUUCUCGGUCAUAUCCUGCCUGAGAUCGGACAACGUUAGGAACAAGAUUUGGGUGGCUAUCUUUGGCGUCUUAUCCUCUGGCCUGGCUGUUCUCUCCUCCUUUGGCCUGCUGCUUUACAUUGGAGUGCCAUUUGUUAUUACAGUCGCAAACUCUCCUUUCCUAAUACUCGGAAUCGGUCUCAACAAUAUGUUUGUUAUGAUGUCUGACUGGCAGCACACCAACGUGAAAGACUCAGUGCCAAAGCGGAUGGCUCACUCCUACAAAGAAGCUAUCAUGUCCAUCACCAUCACCGCCCUGACCGACAUUCUCAAGUUCUCCAUAGGCGUCACGUCCGACUUCCCAUCAGUGCAGUGGUUCUGCCUGUACACCACCACAUCCAUCAUAUUUUGUUACAUCUACACAAUCACCUUCUUUGGAGCCUUCCUGGCUCUAAAUGGGAGGCGAGAAGCCAGCAACCGGCACUGGCUGACCUGCAUGAAAGUACCAUCAGACAAACAAGUUCAUCAUUGUGAGGUUUAUAACAUCUGCUGUGUGGGAGGCAACUAUGAUAAGGACACUGGAGCAGAGAAAAAACAGCUAGCGAGUAAUUUCUUUAAGGAUUACUACGGCCCGUUUUUGAUCAAAGCCUGGGUCAAGGGAGUUGUAAUCAUCCUUUAUGUGGUAUAUUUAGUUGCAAGUAUUUAUAAAUGCUUCCACAUACAACAGGGGAUUGAGCUGUAUGAUCUGGCAGCUGAUAACUCCCACGUUACAAAAUUCAACCGUAAGGAUAGACAGUAUUUUUCUGAUUAUGGUCCAUCUGUGAUGGUUAUUGUAAGUGAAAAAUUCCCAUAUUGGAAUAAGACCAAGAGGCACCAACUUCAGGGAUGUAUGGAGAACUUUAAAAGGCUCCAAUUUGUACAUGAGGAUAUGUAUACAUCCUGGCUGGACUCGUAUAUGUCAUAUGGACAAGAAACACAUUUAAACCUUGAUGAUAAAGAUGUGUUUCUCAAAAAUAUAUCACAUUUUUUUGAUUUAUUUCCUUAUUUUAAGCAAGACGUGAACCUCUCUGGAGAUGCCAUCCAUGCAUCCCGGUCCUUCAUUCAGACUGUUGAUAUUGCCAAUGCCAGCAUGGAAAUUCAAAUGCUUGAUGGUUUUAAAACCACUGUGGGCAGAUGCCAUGCAGCAUCUUUAUUAGUCUAUAACCACAAAUUCAUCUUCUACGACCAGUACGGCGUAGUAGUCAGUAGCACGAUUAAAAACAUUGGCGUGAUCACAGCCGUGAUGUUGGUCGUCUCUCUCCUGCUGAUUCCAAACCAUCUCUGCUCAUUAUUGGUGACUUGUUCGAUUGGUUCAGUGAUUGUUGGGGUAACUGGUAUCAUGGUGCUAUGGGACAUCACUCUCGAUUCCAUAUCCAUGAUCAUUUUCACCGUCUGCAUCGGCUUCACUGUCGAUUUCUCUGCUCACAUGUCUUACGUCUUUGUCUCAAGCAAGAAACCGACUGCUAAUGACAAGGCUGUGGACGCUCUCUCCAGUUUAGGCUACCCCAUAAUUCAAGGGGCGUUGUCCACCAUUUUAGGGGUUUCAGUGUUGGCCGCGUCCAAAUUUCACACAUUCAGAACAUUUUUCAAGAUCUUCUUUCUCGUCGUUUUUAUUGGGAUGCUUCAUGGCCUUAUUUUUGUUCCCGUAGCUCUGACAUUAUGUACAUAUCGCUCAGCUGAAAAAAAAAAUGAAGAUAAGAUUAUAAAAAUCAGCAAAAUAUGACCACUGCUACAAUGCUGAUCUUGUGUAGCUAGUUAUGACUAUUGGGUAAAUUUACAGAAAGAUUACUUUGAAAAUGAUCAAUGACCGUUUAAAGCAAAAACUUCCCUUUUUGGAAUUUAUCUAACCCCAUAAGUAUCGAAAAAUGUGAUUCAGUGAAGCCUUUUGCCAUAAUAUUUAUGGAAGAACAGAUUACUGUACUUUGUAAGUUAUUCAUUGUAAUAUUCAUGUCGUCUUUUUUUUUACGGAUGAUGAUGAGUUCAGUUCAAUUGGAGGUGUUCUCUAAUUUACCAUUUUACAAAUGACA